Messenger RNA from Periconia digitata, 976 nucleotides. NCBI's taxonomy places the organism in Eukaryota, Fungi, Ascomycota, Dothideomycetes, Pleosporales, Periconiaceae. The record is from the annotation of a GenBank genome assembly.
UUUAAAUCUCGAGCGUCCCAACAAACCACAUGCGACAGCAGAACAAGUCAGAGACAUAUCGAAUACGCGGCUUUGAGCGAUAUACAGGAAUCGGAAAUUGCCGUACCUUGGGGAACUUUGACAACCCAUUGUCGAUAACCUACUAGCUUCAUACUUCCUAACUAGUGACCAAAAAGAGCAAGGCAACCUCUUGUGGCUUGCGAGGCCGGCGAGGCUGUACAAUAAUUCUUUCCAGAGACCCUUGGCUUUACCUUCGAUGACAUCGCGUUCUAGAAGCUGAAACCAAAACGGAAAUAUGAGAUCUUUUAGUAUUCCGGUUCUAGUAGUUUGACAUCACAGUUCAGUAACCCAAAGCAUAUAUAAAUAUCAAAGGUUUGCACUACAUCAAAAUCAUAAACACAUUCAUUUCUUCACUCACUCUCCAAGUUCAUUCAUUUCCAACAGCCGUUCAGCGAACGCAUUACUUUUCUUGAAUUCUAUACCAAGUCACUCUCGUUUCAGUCAUCAACCACUUCUUUACAACACCAUCUUCCAAAUUUUAUCUCCAAAUAUUUUCAUCGCCAACAUGAAGUUCUCCGCUCUCGUCGUUCUCGCCGCUCCCCUUUUGGCCCUCGCUGCCCCAGCCGAUCAGCACGUCGAUCAGCCCAAGGAUGUCGCCAUUGAAACCCGUGACAUCCCCGGCUGCGAGGUCGACGCCUGGAUUGACGACGACUGGAGCAAGGGUGCUCUCCAGCGCUACCGUGUGAAGUUCAGCACCAAGCUGGUGAACCCCGAAGAUGUCUGCAACGUUCCCUACUACACUUGCAUGGCCAUGAGCAACCGUCAGUGCUGGGUCGCAGAUGGAAUCGCUCACGUCGAUGGUAACUUCGCCAAGGGCCCUGGUGGCAGGAGUUCGGUCAAGGCUUGCCUCAAGAAUGGCAAGAAGCAGUGGGCCAAGGACAACGGCUGCAAGUGCGUUGGCAACUACUGCAAAUAA